This is a messenger RNA of Lolium perenne, 1224 nucleotides long. RefSeq lists its product as uncharacterized. The record is from RefSeq and is a predicted model, not a curated record. NCBI's taxonomy places the organism in Eukaryota, Viridiplantae, Streptophyta, Magnoliopsida, Poales, Poaceae. Gene Ontology annotation, cellular component: nucleus.
UGCGCCUCCUGGUUCAGUUUCCCGCUCCCUCUCUCGCCCGCCACUCAACCACGAAACCCGCCCUGUCCUUGCGAACCUAGGGCUCUUCUGCUCCGCGGCUCUGCCCCCUAAUCGCCGCUCCGUGCUCCUCGCCGUUCUUCGACUGGAUGGCAACCAACGACGACCUCGCCCAGAUCGACAUCUCCACGGAGGAGAAGGACAAGCUGGUGGCGGAGGUGAUGCGCUACGCGCUCUUCAAGACGCACCAGACCACCGGCUGCCCAAUCAAGCGGGAGGAGCUCACCCAGAUCAUCACCAAGAACUACCGCCAGCGCGGGCUCCCGGCGCUCGUCAUCAAGGAGGCCGGGGACAGGCUCGCCGCCACCUUUGGCUACGAGAUGAGGGAGCUCCAGAGGACCCGCGCCCCGUCCAACCGCUCCGCGCGCACCUCCUCCCAGCAGCUCAGCAACGUGGAUGCGAAGAGCUACGUCCUGGUAAGCAAGCUGGACCCUGAGGUGUACAGCAAGUAUGUUGAGGAUAAGGAGCGUGCCCAUCUGUCUGGCUUCGCUUUUGUUGUCAUAAGCAUUGUUCAUGUCGCGGGUGGCAAGAUCACUGAAGAGGACCUUUGGCAUCAGCUAAAACGGCUGGGCUUAAAUGAGAACGAUGAGAACCACCCUCUUCUAGGAAACAACAAGCAGGCGCUUGAACUGCUAGUGCAGCAAAGGUACUUGCUCAAGGAGAAAAUUGCUGGUCCAGAAGGUCAUUUCAUGAGCUAUGAGCUUGCGGAGAGGGCAUUGGAUGAAUCCAUCAGUUCCAAGCUUAAAGAAUACAUUUCACAGGUUGUGGGCACAAGCGCUGGUACAGCAGAGUGAAGUGGAUACGAAGUGACAACCAGCAGGCAUUUCCCUUCACCUCUCCGUCCUUUCUGAAACAAAACGAUAUGCCUUAUCCUUUACCUUUAGGCAUAACAACCAACCAAUUUCGUGGAUUCAUCUUUCAGGCCAACCUAAGUUGAUGGGUACAAGGUGGCGAGACUGCAAACAUGGCGAGGAGUCAUCUUGUAGGGACUUGGCGGAGGCUUGCUUAAGGGCUUGUUUGUAUAGGAUCUGAGAUGGUGUGCUGCUCAACUAGGAUAGACUGAUAGGUUCGAUCUGAACAAACAUGAUAUGAGCUUUUGUGGAGGUUCAUCUGUCUGUGCUUUCAUCGUUGAAUGGAGCUUCAAAUCGUCAUGAAGUGUUUGUAUCA